Corvus hawaiiensis (hawaiian crow) is the source of this 1908-nucleotide messenger RNA. Its product is annotated as basic proline-rich protein-like. Bases 1 to 1893 code for a protein of 630 amino acids. The record is from RefSeq and is a predicted model, not a curated record. The transcript has 10 exons. NCBI's taxonomy places the organism in Eukaryota, Metazoa, Chordata, Aves, Passeriformes, Corvidae.
AUGCAGUCCCGGUGCCGCAGUGCCGGGUGCCGGUUCCCGGUGCCGUUCCCGGCUCCCGGUCCCGGGUGCAGUCCCGGUGCCGCAGUGCCGGUGCCGCAGUGCCGGUUCCCGUCCCGGUCCCGUCCCGCUGCAGUCCCGGUGCGGUCCCGCUGCAGUCCCGGUCCGGUUCCGCUGCAGUCCCGGUCCCGUCCCGCUGCAGUCCCGGUGCGGUCCCGAUCCGGUUCCGCCGCAGUCCCGGUGCGGUCCCGGUUCGGUGCCGGUUCGGUCCCGCUGCAGUCCCGGUCUGGUUCGGCUGCAGUCCCGGUGCGGUCCCGGUUCGGGGGCCGGUCCGGUUCCGCUGCAGUCCCGGUUCGGUGCCGGUCCGGUCCCGCCGCAGUCCCGGUGCGGUCCUGGUUCGGUGCCGGUCCGGUUCCGCCGCAGUCCCGGUGCGGUCCCGGUUCGGGGCCGGUCCGGUUCCGCCGCAGUUCCGGUGCGGUCCCGGUGCGGUCCCGGUCCGGUUCCGCCGCAGUUCCGGUGCGGUCCCGGUGCGGUCCCGGUCCGGUCCCGCCGCAGUCCCAGUGCGGUCCCGGUUCGGGGCCGGUCCGGUCCCGCCGCAGUCCCAGUGCGGUCCCGGUUCGGGGCCGGUCCGGUUCCGCCGCAGUCCCGGUGCGGUCCCGGUUCGGGGCCGGUCCGGUACCGCCGCAGUCCCGGUGCGGGUCCCGGUCCGGUUCCGCCGCAGUCCCGGUGCGGUCCCGGUUCGGUGCCGAUCCGGUUCCGCCGGUGCGGUCCCGGUUCGGUGCCGGUCCGGUCCCGCCGCAGUCCCCGUGCGGUCCCGGUUCGGUGCCGGUCCGGUCCCGCCGCAGUCCUGGUGCGGUCCCGGUGCGGUCCCGGUCCGGUACCGCCGCAGUCCCGGUGCGGUCCCGGUUCGGGGCCGGUCCGGUCCCGCCGCAGUCCCGGUGCGGUCCCGGUUCGGGGCCGGUGGCCGGCACUGGGCCGGGCCGGGCCGGGAUUGGCUGGCCCCGCGCCACCGGCCCCUCCCCGGCCCUCGCCGCUAUAACGGCCCCGGGCGGCCCCGCGGCCCCGCAGCGCCGGCCCCGAGCAGCGAUGGGCGAGUGCCGGGGGCUCCCGGCGCUGGCCAUGGUCGCCCUCCUGGUCGUGGCCACCGUGACGGCCGAUGAGCCCUCGGGCCCCCUGGACGUGGCGCUCUCGGCGGAGGGACAGACCCCAGAGCCCGCCGGCCCCGCCAAGCUGGAGGCGUCGGGAGAGAGUGAUCUCAGCACCUCGGCGCAGCACCUGGGUAAAGGUGUGACGUCAGUGGCCUUUCCGGGCUCCCCGCUGGCCACGGAGCCCCGGGACCCCUCCCCGGGGGGCGACUCCGACCCCGAGAGCGGCUCCGUCAGCGCCCACCCCCCUGCGGGGGGGGCAACCAAGGUCCCAUCCCGGAUGUUCCCUCCCAGUCCAGCGAGUCCGAGGAGGGCGGGGAGCGCGACCCGGACUCCGAGGAGGCUCUGGCGUCCCAGGGGAUCUGAGGCGGCCGCUCCCCAUGGAUUCUCCCGCGGGACCUUCCCGAACCUUCCCUGGACCCCCCGUGACCCCCCCGUGACCCCCCCCCGGUGUCCUUGUGGGGUGACCCCGGCCCGGGGGGGGGUCCCUGGGGGUGGCCCGGACCCCUCCCCACACCCCCCCCCCCAAAUAAAGUCCCUGCAGAGCCACCCGCGCCACGGGCCGUGGGGGAGGGGCGGGGUGGGGGAGGGGCGAGGGGACACUGGGGGGGGGGGUCCCGGGCUUCCCAUGGAUCCAGCUUGGAAAAAUUUGGGAUCGUCCCUCCCUGUCCAGCGGGAUCCCAGGGAUCGGGAGGGGAGCGAGGGGAUCCCCCCCCCCCCCCAAAAAAAUGCUGGGUGGCCUCAGAGAUAAAUUUGGAGGUCCUGU